AUGAAUUUCACUGAUCAUAUGCUUGCAGGAGAGAGCAGUCUACCCUCUGCAGUUCCUGUGGACUUUUCUACUGAAGGCUCUGUGAGAGCAAAUGUGAGAUGUUAUCCAAAAGCAGGGUUGUGUGAACCCACUGAACCUAAUGAUGGUGUGCUCUCAUGCAUGUAUGAAUCUGAUAAUGCAGAAGAUCCCGACAUCAGGAAAUCUCUUGAUGACUUCUACGAAAUGUAUUGCAGAAGUCAUCCAGGGAGAAUCGAUCCAACCUACGAGGCUGCAUCACAAUGCCUGUCACAGAAGAUUUCAGAGCUAGCAAGCCAGGAUGGAACGAAAUAUGCUUUAUGUUGCCUGCAAAUGGCACAGUUGGUCUUGAACAGAGAUGGGUGUAAGAUCUUUCCAAACCACCCUCCUACUGCUUGUUUUUCAAAGCCAGCUGAAGAAGUCAUGUUGGAAGACAGAAGGAGAACACCUGGACUCUCAGAUGACAUCCUGCAAUUCCUCUUGAAACAAACACAGGAAGAACAUAGCCUUGACAUAUCACACAAGAAGUGA
Messenger RNA from Acanthisitta chloris (rifleman), 546 nucleotides. It is a transcript of the gene SHLD1, whose product is annotated as chromosome unknown open reading frame, human C20orf196. Lineage: Eukaryota; Metazoa; Chordata; Aves; Passeriformes; Acanthisittidae. The record is from RefSeq and is a predicted model, not a curated record. Gene Ontology annotation, biological process: regulation of double-strand break repair via nonhomologous end joining. The transcript has a single exon. The coding region runs from base 1 to 546 and encodes 181 amino acids.